Lecanosticta acicola is the source of this 1306-nucleotide messenger RNA. The record is from the annotation of a GenBank genome assembly. NCBI's taxonomy places the organism in Eukaryota, Fungi, Ascomycota, Dothideomycetes, Mycosphaerellales, Mycosphaerellaceae.
AUGAAGUCGUUCACUACCGCCGCGGCCGUUGUCGCCCUUGGCUCUCUCGCCUCUGGAAAGAAGUGCGCGAACAUCACUGUCCCCGUGACGGUGAACGCCAGGAACGCCGUGUUCGACAAGGCGGCAUUGACGCCCCACUCCAACAUUGAUGUCACCAACUUCAUCUUGAACCUCUCGCAGCAGGGCCACAACUACACCCAGGAGCAGCUCAAGGGCGUAAGUUCCUCUGGACACCCCGCUUCUUGCCUAUCCUGAUUGAUCUUUUCUCCAGUACCAAAACGUCGAGGGCACCUACCAUCUGGCCACGACAUACUGCUACCCUGAUUCCGGAGCUCCUUCCACUGUGCAGCUGCUCACCCACGGUAUUGGUUUCGACCGCAGCUACUGGGACAUUCCAUACGACAACUACCAGUACUCAUACACCAACGAGGCGGUAGACAAGUAUGGCUACGCCACCUUCUCCCACGACCGUCUUGGCAUUGGCAUGUCCCAGCACGGCGAGCCCGUCAACGAGAUCCAGGCCAUGCUGGAGAUCCAGGCUCUCCGCAUGCUGACCUACGGCCUCCGCAACGGCACCAUUCCCGGCGUGCCCAGCUUCAAGAAGGUCGUCCACAUCGGACACUCCUUCGGCUCCGUGCAGACGUACGCUCUGACUGCCCUCUACCCAACCAUCUCCGACGGCAUCGGCUUGACCGGCUUCUCCCAGAACGGCACCUUCCUGCCCUUCUUCGAGCUCGGCGGCGACUUCGUCCAGGCCAACACGAACGCCAAGCUCGCCGACUACCCAGACGGCUACCUGGCCUCCGCCACCCCCUCUGCCGUCCAGACCAACUUCCUGGCACCCAACGCCUUCGACCCCAACAUCCUCCCCUUCGCCUUCGCCAACGGCGAGCCCGUCACCAUCGGCGAACUGCUCACCAUCGGCGGCGCCGCCGCUUCCAAGAACGAACUCAAGGCCCCCGUCCUCAUCAUCACCGGUGAGCGCGACGUGCCCUUCUGCGGUGGCGACUGCUACAAGGCCCCGACCGGCUACAGCAGCAUCCCCGAGACUUCCAAGGCCAUGCUCCCCAACGCCGCGCCCUUCCAGGUCACCAUUGUCCCCGGCACCGGGCACGGCUUGAACCUGCAGUACACCUACCAGUUCACGUACAAGACCAUCAACGACUUCUUCGUCGCCAACGGUGACGGCCCCAACGCUGCUGCUUCUGCUGCUCCCGCCCCAGCCGGUAAGGGUGCUGACUCGGGUAAUCCGAACAACGCGUGGUCUUACGCCGACCACGGGAACCACCAUGAGGGAGGGUGGUAA